GUGGAAGUAAAGCGAAGCUCCACCAGUACUUUCGUAUCGCUUCUAGUGGCACGUUGUGUAUCAGCUCAAAGUGUAGGACCUUGCCCAUAGACAACAAGCUCACUAACAUAACCUUAUCGUUACCUCACACACGAAGUGUUCGCUAACGCCAGUGUUUUAAGUGUGAAUUGUAUGUUUCCGAUCUUUUUAUUCCUAAAAUUAAUUUAUGUGAUUUAAGAGUGGCAUUUACAUUCUUCUUAAAUAAUCCAAAAUCGUAUGUGUUUGAAGAAAGUGUUACAUUUUGUGCGUCAAAAUAAUUUCUGAAUUUAUGUGAGGUUAGUGGUUAUUGUUGGUGGAAUUUUUUAUUUUAAUGUUGAAUAUGGUUUGAAAAUAUUAAAAUGAGUUUGAAUCGAUAUAUGGACGUGGAUGAUCAAAUGGAAGACGGAGAAAUAAAACGCUCUCCAGUUUUAUUUAAGCCUCCUUCAGUUGAAUCUCUCAGUUUAUCAGAGGAAGAUACUGUUGAUCCAUUGGAAAUCAAACCUCCUCAAAUACAUGUUCAUAAAAGGCCUAGGAAAAGUAAACAUUCCUCAUCUAAACAUGGUUCUUCAGAACAUAGGAAAAAACACCAUCAUUCCAGAUCACACAGAGAAGAUAGACAUCAUCAUCACAGGGAAAGAAGUGCACUUAAAGAUGAAGCUGCACGUGCUCGAGAAGAAGCUCUUAGAAGCAGGAGACAUGAAACUAGGAGAGAAGAAAGAAGGAUUGAGAUUGAACAACAAAGGAUUAUUGAAGAGCAAAAAGUUCGGGAUGAAAAGGAAAGAUUAAAAAGAGAAGAAGCAAUAAGGCGAAAUAGGGAAAUAGAAAGAGAUUUGAGAGAUAAACUUGAAAAACGAAGACAUUUGGUAGCUAACAAAGAGAAAGACAGUAAAGAAAAAGAAGAAAGAGAUCAAAGACGACAACGUCUGAUGGAAGCUGAAAGAGUGAAGGAAACCUAUAAAAAAAAUAUUGAGGAAAGGAGGCUGCGCCGAGAAGCCAAAGAAAGAAGUAGAAGCAGGGAAAGAAAACAACUUGCUGAGCAAGCAGAGGCUGCUGCACAACAGGCUGCUGCUCAAGCAGAAAUGGAACAGGCAGGAUUGGUAGUUCUUUCAGAUGAAUCACAGUCUCCUAUUCUUAUGGAAGCUACCGAAGAAAAAGAUGAUACUCCAAGAAGUAGGAAUGGUGCUCAUUCAACUGAUAAUUCCACUGGAGCUAGUGAAACAAGUUCUGAUACAGAUGAGGAAACGGAAGAUGAAGAUGAUGAUGAAGAAGAGGAUAAUGGUUCCAAUACUGAAGCUAAGGAUGCAACACCUCCACUUCCUACUCAAGAAGAUGAAGAAAUGGAGCUUGAAAAAGAUACAUUGCUGCCUCCUUAUUUACCAGCUAUUCAGGGCUGUCGCAGUGUUGAAGAAUUUCAAUGUUUGAACAGAAUUGAGGAAGGUACAUAUGGAGUAGUAUACAGGGCUAGAGAUAAAAGGACUGAAGAAAUAGUGGCAUUAAAGAGACUAAAAAUGGAAAAGGAAAAAGAAGGCUUUCCAAUUACUUCUUUAAGAGAAAUAAACACUCUCUUGAAGGCUCAACAUCCUAAUAUUGUUACUGUACGUGAAAUAGUUGUUGGUAGCAACAUGGAUAAAAUUUUUAUUGUUAUGGACUAUGUGGAACAUGAUUUAAAAUCACUGAUGGAAACAAUGAAGUCCAAGAAACAGGCCUUCAUACCUGGUGAAGUCAAAUGCCUUAUGCAGCAGUUACUUCGAGCUGUGGCCCACCUACAUGACAAUUGGAUUCUGCACAGAGAUUUGAAGACUUCGAACCUUCUCCUGUCUCACAAAGGUGUUUUAAAAGUUGGAGAUUUUGGUCUUGCAAGAGAAUAUGGCUCUCCUUUGAAACAUUACACUCCGAUAGUUGUUACAUUGUGGUAUCGAGCUCCAGAAUUGCUUCUUUGCACAAAGGAGUAUUCCACUGCGAUAGAUAUGUGGUCAGUUGGUUGUAUUUUUGCCGAGCUCAUGACAAUGGAGCCUUUAUUUACUGGAAAGUCGGAGCAAGAUCAACUGAACAGAAUAUUCAAAACUUUAGGAACACCAAAUGAAAGGAUUUGGCCAGGUUACUCAAAACUACCUGCUGUUCAAAGAAUGACAUUUACUGAAUUUCCAGUUUCUGUUCUGAGAAGUCGAUUCUCUGUUCCUCCAACAGAAUGUGGUUUCAGUUUAUUGAAUGGGUUUCUAACUUACAAUCCGGCCACAAGAUUGGCUGCUGAAGCAGCUUUAGGUCAUGAGUACUUCAAAGAAGUUCCUUUACCCAUAGACCCAGCAAUGUUUCCUACCUGGCCAGCAAAAUCUGAAGGGCAUAAGAUUAAGAAAGUUUGUAGCCCUAAACCACCAUCUGGAGGAAGAGAUUAUAAACAGUUGGAAGACACAGAUGAAGGGUUCCAUAUGGGAGUUGGGGACAGGAAUCAAGCUACAUCUGGUCCUGGUUUCAGCCUCAAAUUUUAAGAAGCAUUGUUUUAUUGUUGUUUGUACAUAUUUGCUUAGAUUUAUAAACUUAUUAGUGUUAUGUAUAAUAAAUUUUUGUAUUAUAAAAUUUUUUUUUAAAAA
Nezara viridula (southern green stink bug) is the source of this 2606-nucleotide messenger RNA. The record is from the annotation of a GenBank genome assembly. Lineage: Eukaryota; Metazoa; Arthropoda; Insecta; Hemiptera; Pentatomidae.